This is a messenger RNA of Penicillium mononematosum, 11805 nucleotides long. RefSeq lists its product as uncharacterized. Bases 1 to 11805 code for a protein of 3934 amino acids. Gene Ontology annotation, biological process: secondary metabolite biosynthetic process; fatty acid biosynthetic process. Gene Ontology annotation, molecular function: 3-oxoacyl-[acyl-carrier-protein] synthase activity; phosphopantetheine binding; fatty acid synthase activity. The record is from RefSeq and is a predicted model, not a curated record. The transcript is spliced from 10 exons. Lineage: Eukaryota; Fungi; Ascomycota; Eurotiomycetes; Eurotiales; Aspergillaceae.
AUGACAGGUGAUCAUCAGUACACCGGGGAACCGAUUGCCAUUGUGGGAAGUGCUUGCCGCUUUCCUGGUGAUGCAACAACACCUUCCAAGCUAUGGGACCUGCUAAAAGCACCUCGAGAUGUCCUGAGCGAGAUUCCGGAAACCCGCUUUAGCACCAAAGCGUUUUACCACCCCGAUGGGCUUCACCAUGGCACAACGAAUGUUCGGCAUUCCUAUCUAUUGUCCGACGAUCAUCGACUGUUCGACGCCCAAUUCUUUGGAACCAAACCUGUGGAAGCAAACUCGAUUGAUCCCCAACAAAGGCUGUUGCUAGAGACCGUUUACGAGGGGCUUGAAACGUCGGGCAUUCCUAUGGAAAAGCUACAAGGGUCAAACACCGGUGUAUAUGUUGGUUUGAUGACCAAUGACUACGCCGAUAUGUUAGGUCGGGAUGUGCAGAACUUUCCCACUUAUUUCGCAUCGGGAACUGCUCGAAGCAUUCUAUCCAAUCGAGUCUCCUACUUUUUCGACUGGCGCGGGCCUUCCAUGACCAUCGACACGGCGUGUUCCUCGAGUCUGAUUGCCCUACACCAGGCUGUACAGAGCCUACGAAGUGGCGAGAUUGACGUUGCAGUGGCAGCAGGAACCAACCUUCUGCUGGGACCAGAGCAAUACAUUGCGGAGAGCAAGCUGAAGAUGCUUUCCCCGACGGGCCGCUCGCGCAUGUGGGAUAAAGGCGCAGAUGGGUACGCGCGUGGUGAUGGAAUUGCUGCCGUCAUACUCAAACCAUUGAGUGCAGCAUUGGCCAAUGGUGAUCACAUUGAAUGCAUCGUUCGGGAGACAGGCGCCAAUCAAGACGGUCGCACUAAAGGAAUUACGAUGCCCAACCCGGUAGCCCAAGCAGACCUUAUUCGGACUACGUACGCUCGAGCUGGACUCGAUCUUUCCAAGCCCACUGACCGACCUCAAUAUUUCGAAGCUCAUGGUACUGGAACUCCAGCAGGUGAUCCAGUCGAGGCGGAGGCCAUCAGCACUGCAUUCUUUGGACAAGCAGCCAAUUAUCAACGCGACAGCAACCAGGAGGACCCCUUGUACGUUGGGUCCAUUAAAACAGUGAUUGGGCACACCGAGGGAACGGCGGGAUUAGCAGCCGUCCUUAAAGCAUCACUUGCUUUACAACAUGCCGUCAUACCGCCAAACAUGUUGCUCAACGAGCUGAGCUCCACGGUUCUCCCCUUCUAUAACGACCUUGAAAUUCUUCAAGUUGCGAAAGAAUGGCCACAGCUUCCGCAUAACGCCCCUCGUCGUGCUAGUGUCAAUAGCUUUGGCUUUGGUGGUGCAAAUGCGCAUGCAAUUUUGGAAGCAUUCGAUGCGCGCCUACUUGAUCGUGGUCACAACGGCGCAGAUGGCAGCUCCGCAGCAGUGUCACCCUUCAAUUUCUCCGCCUCAUCCGAAAAGUCGCUUCUCGCCAAUGUUGCAGCUUACUCGGCAUAUUUGCGAAAUUAUCCGGAUACCAAUAUGCGUGAUUUGUCAUGGACAUUGAACUGUCGGCGUUCCACUCUCCCAGUACGGCUGUCCGUGUCUGCAUCAAGCUCAGGAGAGCUUGCUACAAGACUGGAUGAAGCAGUAGCGUCCUCAGCAAUAACACCAAGCACGCAAACGGGAAAUAUCCGCGAACCGAAACUCCUUGGGGUGUUCACAGGCCAAGGAGCACAGUGGGCAAGGAUGGGUGCUGAAUUGCUCGAAACCUCACCAAUGGUAAGUGAUUGCAUCGCUCAUCUCGAUCGGUCUUUGCAGGGACUACCCACUGAGCAUCGCCCGGUUUGGGCGCUGAGGGAUGAGCUUCUUAAAGACAAGUCCUGUUCUCGUAUUGGCGAGGCGGCGUUUUCGCAACCUCUUUGUACCGCGAUUCAGAUUGCACUGGUCCAGCUUCUCCGGGCAGCCAAUUUGAAACUUACUGCAGUCGUUGGGCAUUCUUCUGGGGAGAUUGCCGCAGCGUAUGCCGCGGGAUAUCUCAACGAACAGGAUGCUAUCCGCAUUGCCUAUUAUCGCGGAUGGUCUCUGCAAUAUGCAACCGACCAGGGAGAACGGAAAGGGGCAAUGAUGGCUGCAGGAACAUCGUUUGAAGAUGCAAAGGAGCUUUGCGAGAUGCCGUCACUCGAGAACAGAAUUUGCGUGGCGGCUAGCAACUCUUCCGCCAGCGUCACACUUUCCGGGGACGCCGAUGCCAUCGACGAGGCCAAGGAAAUCCUUGAAGACGAGAAGAAAUUUGCUCGCUUGUUGAGAGUUGACAAAGCUUAUCACUCACAUCACAUGCUUUCUUGCGCAGCUCCUUAUAUCGCAGCGAUCCGCAAAUGUGGUGUAACUAUCCAGCGUCCACCGAGCGGUAGUGCUACCUGGGUCUCCAGCGUACAUGGCGAGAAUAUUGAUGACGUGGAUGACAGCCUUGUCGACACUUACUGGAGCAACAACAUGGUCAAGCCCGUACUAUUCUCCCAGGCCGUCACUUAUGCAGUUGGUGCAGCUGGGCCAUUCGACAUGGCUUUGGAAAUUGGUCCUCACCCAGCAUUGAAAGGACCCGCAAUGGAAACAAUCCAAGAAGUGUCUGGCGAGACAAUGCCUUACACUGGGACUUUGAACCGUGGCCGAAAUGACAGCGAGGCUUUUUCAUCCGCUCUGGGUGCCCUAUGGAUUGCGUUGGGCGAGAGCGUCGUGGACUUCGCAGGGUUUGGAAUGAAAGCAAUGCAAAAGCAAAACACUCGAACCCCAAAGCUCCUCAAGGGCCUUCCAUCAUAUUCUUGGGACCAUGAUCGUGUUUAUUGGCACGAGUCUCGAUCAUCUACCGCAAUUCGCACUGAAAGUGAACCGUUUCACCCUCUACUGGGUGUCAAGUGCCCCGACGGGACAGACAAUGAAUUGCGCUGGCGGAACUAUCUGCACCCUAGGGAAGUUCCUUGGCUGGGUCAUCACCAGGUCCAAGGUCAAAUGUAUGGCCUGGGUUCUGUGCAACUGAUCGACUUCCAUGACGUGAUCAUCGGACAAGCGUUGGUGUUCGAAGAGGACGGAGGGGUGGAAACAAUAUUCAGACUUUCAAUCGAUCAAGUUCAACCCGAUCACGUCUCUGCGUCCUUUACCUGUCAUUCCGCCGCCAAUAAGGGGUCGUCCAACAUGUCUCUUCACGCAUCUGCCACCCUGCAAAUUGUUUUGGGUGACCCCAAACACGAUAUACUGCCACCAUACUCCCAGCCGCAAGGUUCAUUUUUGGAUCUGGAAGCCGACCGGUUCUACAACUCAGUUUCAGAGCUUGGGUUUGGCUACACCGGCCCCUUCCAGGCCCUUUCCAACUUGCGCAGAAAGAUGGACGAGGCAUCGGGUUUGAUCGCUGUCCCAGUACAACCCGACACGGAACGACCAUUGAUCAUUCACCCAGCCUCUCUUGAUGGAGCCAUUCAGUCCAUUAUGCUUGCCUAUUCCUUCCCAGGCGACGGCCGUCUACGGACCCUUUACCUUCCCACUCGAAUCGACAGGCUCCGCCUCAACCCAACCGCCUGCGUCGCUCUCGGUGCUCCUGGUGCACAUCUCCCCUUUUAUUCGGCGGUCACGGAUGGCCGCUUCGCCGAGCUCUCUGGUGAUGUUGAUAUUCUUUCUGUAGACGGGAGCCACACUUUGCUUCAACUGGAAGGACUUCAUACCACACCGUUGAGUCCAUUGACAUCAACAAAUGAUGUUCCCUUUUUCACAGAAGUGAUCUGGGAUGUUGAUAGGCCGGGACAAUUAAAGAAAGCUGAAGGCAUGCACGACCGUUCCAUGGCCAUGGAUCUCGAACGCGUCGCGCACUUUUACUUCAGAAAACUCCAAAAUUCACUUCAGCACUCCGAUCGUGCAAAUGCUUCAUGGAAUCAUACACACCUUCUCUCAUAUGUGGAACAUUGUACGAAGUCUGUUGCCACUGGGAAACAUAGAUUCGCAAGGCAGGAAUGGGCCAGUGACACCAUGGCCGACAUUGCUCCAAUUCUGGAUCGCCAUUCCGACAGUGUCGAUAUCAAAGCGCUGUGUGCAGUUGGCGAAAGCCUUGCUGCUGUCAUUGCCGGGGAUAUGAAUUUGCUUGAAAUCCUCGUGCACGACAAUAUAUUAGCGGAAUUCUACGCCAAAACACUUGGAAUAGACCCAUAUCUGGAUGCUGUUGCUCAAGCCGCUCGGCAGAUCAGCCACAGGUAUCCCCAUGUUAACGUUUUGGAGAUCGGAGCUGGCGCUGGUGCUACUUCAAAUAGGGUAAUUCGUUCAAUGGGCCCUUCCUUUGCAUCAUACACCUACACCGAUAUUUUGGAUUCGCAAUUUGAUGACGCACGCGAAAGAUUCUCGGAUUAUCAAUCCAGAAUGGCUUUCAAGGUGUUGGACAUCGAGAAGGAUCUCGGGGAACAAGGCUAUGAAGAGGGUUGUUUCGACCUUGUUAUUGCUCCUCUAGCCCUGUACGCCACUAGAAAGCUUGAAGCAACCCUCACAAAUGUACGUCGGUUGCUCAAGCCUGGUGGGUACCUGGUUAUGCUCGAACUCACCGACCCUGAUGUCAUGCGCUUCGGGCUCAUUCUUGGUGGCCUACCGGGCUGGUGGUUAGGCUACGAGGAAGGAAGAACAUUAUCACCAUGUGUAUCGGAGGAAAAAUGGGAAGGACUGAUGCAGAAGGCCGGAUUUUCUGGGUUCGACACCCUGGUAUCGUCUUCCAGAACAUCGCCUCUGCCAUUCUCUGUCAUGGUUACCCAAGCUGUCGAUCACCGUGUCAACUUCCUUCGUGAUCCCCUGGCGGCGGGUCACAUACCACUGGGUGUGGACUCGUUGACAAUCAUCGGAGGGAAAACAACCUUGACCGCGGAUAUGGUACCCGAUAUCAAAGCAGCUGUCCGUCCCCACUACAGCAAUAUCUACACAGCCAGUUCUUUAGAUGACCUCGUCUCAGCAAGCUUGCCCGUGAUGGGGUCAGUGAUUAGUUUGAUUGAAUUGGACGCACCAGUUCUCAAACAUAUGUCUCCUGAGAAUCUGAAGUCAUUCCAGGAGCUCUUCAAGCAAAGCAAGAAUGUUCUAUGGCUGGGACACGGUGCCCAAGGAGAAAACCCCUAUGGUAACAUGUUUUCAGGAGUCCAACGCACCUUGGCCAUGGAGAUGACCCACCUCCAUAUCCACUUCCUUAACCUCCAUUCGCUCCACGACGCUGAUGCGAAUAUCAUCGCAGCAAAGCUUCUCCAUUUAGAAGCUGCCGAAAUUUGGGAUCAGAGUGGACAGCUCGAUGGGAUAUUGUGGUCUAACGAGAGGGAGCUGCUCCUGGAGAGUGGACACUUCAAAGUUCCUCGAUUCCGCCUCAAUUCUAGUCGGAAUGAUCGAUACAAUUCGUCAAGGCGUCUCAUCAUUAAAGAGGUCGAACGCGUCGGGUCUGUGGUCACCAUUCAGCCAACUGAAAUUGGAUAUCAAAUUGAAGAAAAGGACCCUCGAUCGCCGCCCUCUUUCCCGGAUGAUGUGCAUAUAGAUGUGACUCACUCUAUGCUCCGUGCUGUGCGCAUUACCGCAUCUGACAAUUGUUUCUUGGUGAUUGGGAAGAAUAGGUGGAAUGAUGAGCGUAUGAUCGCCCUGUCGCACACUCUGGACUCUCAAAUUCAUGUGCCGCGUGGCCUGGCGGUGCGAUGUGGAGAUUCCGAAGACUUAGCAAUGCGAUCGAUGCUCACCCUCUAUUUCCAUUUCCUUACUCUCUCUAUGCUGCAACAGCUUCGAUCGGGAACGACAUUGGCUGUGUUGGACCCUGAUUUUUCGCUGUCACCCGUCCUUACGAAAUACGCUAGUGAAAAGGGUGUCCAACUUGUGCUUUUGACAACAAAGGAAGGGCAUUGCUCGUGGCCGUGGGUCAGAAUUCACCGGAACUCCACCCGGCGUGAAGUAUUAAGCAAGUUACCUGGCAAUAUUUCACGCCUUGUCAAUAUGAGUGGCAGCUUUGAUGUGACUGGCCUCCUGAAGACAUGCUUGCCGACAGACUGUCAUUUCGCAAGCGAGACUACUCUGACUGCGGGAUGCUCCCAAUCUCAGUACGCCUGGGAUAGAGGCCAAUUGGCUAUGCAACUGCAGAAUUCCUGGUCGAGAGCACAAUACGACCUGAUGCCAGUCAAUAUGCACAAGCUUGCUCCUCUAGGCCUUGAGGACCUGAUUCGCGCACAUUCGCCGCUUCCAGAGCAGUCUUUAAUUGCAUGGGGUCAAUCACAGCUUGCUGUCCAGGUUCGCCCUGCUACCAAACAAGUCAGAUUCUCAAAAGACAAAACCUACUGGCUAGUUGGACUGACAGGCGGGCUCGGUUUGUCGCUUUGUCAGUGGAUGAUCGGACAGGGAGCACGCUACAUCGCGCUAUCAAGUCGAAAUCCAAACAUUGAUAACCAAUGGCUGCAGAGAAUGGCUGCGAAUGGCUGCACUGUGCGGGUCUUUUCCAAUGACAUAACGAAUCGGGAAUCCGUUCAAGCAACCCAUCGCAAUAUCAGUGAAACCAUGCCGCCCAUCGCUGGUGUCGCACAAGGUGCCAUGGUUCUCCAGGACACAAUGUUCAUUGAUUUAGAUCUCCCUCGCCUCGAGAAGGUUCUCCGUCCUAAGGUUGACGGUAGUAUAUUACUGGACGAGUUGUUCCCAGAGGAUACGUUGGAUUUCAUGGUUUUCUUUUCAUCUAUGGCUGCGAUGACGGGAAACCCCGGUCAGGUUGCGUACAAUGCCGCGAAUAUGUUUAUGGCGAGUCUUGCAGCCCAACGCCGAAACCGUGGCUUGGCAGCACAUGCGAUUAACAUCGGCGCGAUUGUCGGUAACGGCUACGUGACGCGAGAGCUGAACAUGGGCCAACAAUCUUAUCUUUACCGAGUCGGCCAUUCAUGGAUGUCUGAGCAAGACUUCCAUGAGGUGUUUGCCGAGGGUGUACUGUCUUGCAUGGAGCGGGUAGGAAGCGCUGAGUUGUGCUGUGGACUCAGAAUUGACGAUGACGAGUCAAAGAGUUGGGCUUCUAACCCAAUGUUUCAACAUCUGGUCUACAAGUCUAGUAAUCUCGUGGUGACAGACAAGAAAGGGAAAUCUGGCGUGUUGAUAAAAACACGUUUGUUCGAGGCAAUUUCGCAUGAGGAAGUCAUCGAGAUCUUGCAAGAUGGCUUUUUGUUGAAGCUCCAGUCAGCACUUCAGGCUGAUCCCAACAAGCCCAUGUUGGACAUGAGUCCAGAUGAGCUUGGUGUUGAUUCAUUGGUCGCCGUUGACCUUCGAUCGUGGUUCCUCAAGGAGUUGGGGGUCGACAUGCCGGUACUGAAAAUCUUUAACGCGGCGUCCAUUCGUGAGCUCUUGGCCACUGCGGCUGAAGUUGUGCCAGAAUCUUUGAUUCCCAAUUUGGUUUCCGGCGAACAGACUGUAAAGCCACCUGGUCAUCUGCCCAAUCCUCCGGUGACUGCAACAGAUUAUCCCACAGACUUGCCCGUGGAUAUAAUAGUCCCAGAGACCAGAGCCAGUUCCGUGGAAUUGAAGUUUGCACUUCCGGACGCGACAAAUACGUACAGUGGCAGCUCGUCGACGUCUUUAAUCACCGGAGACUCGAAUUCCGACAAUAAUGACGAUACUUCAUCUUCCAUUUUUACUGACGACAGCGAAAUGGGAUUCCCAAAACGUGAAAUCCAGAGAACUGUGCCAAUGUCCUACGGACAGUCGCGCUUCUGGUUCCUAGAGCAUCUGGUCGAGGACAAGACAGCAUUCAACAUUACACCGACGUUUGAGUUGUCUGGUCACCUAAAGAUUGCGGAAUUUGUCAAUGCUGUGCAAGCCGCGGGACAACAUCACGAAGCCUUGCGUACUUUCUUCUUUACUGACAGUGAGCGGAAGCAUAUGCAAGGUGUCUGGACGACAUCUUCGCUGCACCUGGAGCACGUUGCAAUCUCGGACGAGACUGAAGUUGAAGAGGCCUCAAAGCAGAUGGAGGCACAUGUGUUCAAUCUCUCUGAUGGCGAGGUCAUGCGCGCUCGGCUGCUUUCGCUUAACCCCGAAAGGCACUGGAUAAUCUUCGGCUUCCAUCACAUCAACAUGGAUGGUAUUAGCUUCGAAGUAUUUUGGUCAGACGUGGAAAAGGCAUAUCAGGGCCAAAUCCUUUCCGAAGACGGACUUCAAUAUCCAGACUUUACUCUGCGGCAGCUUCGCGAAUACGAAGAGGGCGCCUGGGCAGGGGAUCUCGCCUACUGGCGGGCACAAUAUACAGAGAUUCCACCUGCAAUUCCCCUUCUUCCGUUUGCUCUACAACCCAUACGUCCCAAGGUUGCUCAGUUCAGGUCUCAUACUGCCCAGAUUCGUCUCGAUGUAAGGUUGACGGAUUCAAUUGACCGGUGUUGCCGGAUGUUCAAAUCAACCCCUUUCCACUUCCAUUUGGCAGUCUGGAAGUCUCUUCUUCUACGGUUCUUCGAUAUGAAGGAUGUCUGCAUCGGCCUCGGAGAUGGAAAUCCAUGGGGACUUUUCUUGAACCUCCUUCCUGUGAGGUUUUCUCAACAGCCAGGCCAGUCAUUUGGGGAAUCUCUCAAAGAGGUCCGGAACGUCACGCAGGGUGCAUUUUCCCACUCGCGUGUGCCGUUCGAUCUGAUCUUGACGGAACUCAAUGUUCCGCGGUCCGCAUCACACAAUCCCCUUUGCCAAACCCUCUUCAACUAUCGACCCAAGGUCGAACAAUCCCGGAGCUUCUGUGGUUGUGUCGCCAAUGGCGCACUCUUGGGUGGCGGCGAAACUUCUUUUGACCUCGGUCUAGAUGUUGGCAACGUAGGUGCCGGCGAGACGCUAAUUCACCUGUCUGUUCAGAAGAGCUUGUAUGGCAUGGAUCAUGCGGAAAUUCUUCUCAGUUCCUAUGUCAAUAUCCUCCGGUCUUUUCUUCAAAAUCCAGCCACGCGGGUGACCUGGCCAGAGUUACAUUCCAAAGAUGACCUUCAGAAGGCAGUGGCUGCGGGCCGAGGGCCCGAGCUCCGAAGCGAAUGGUCCGCGACUAUCGUCCACCGACUGGAUGAGGUUGCGUUGCGCUAUCCGGACCGUGUCGCAUUGAAGAACCCCCAUGGGAGCUCCUUGACUUAUAUUGAAGUCCAGCGUCGGAUCGAUGUUAUCGCCAACGAACUUCUACGCAACGGGGUUGGUGCAAGCACCCGUAUUGGGUAUUCCAGUCCCCAAGUUCAGACUGGAUAUGUGGGGAUGGACAGGCUCGCGAUGAUCAUGAAAGAAACGCAAGCACCGAUGGUAUUAGUUGAUACAAACUCCAUGUCCGACUACGCGCUUUUGCACACCACGGCGAAACCCAUCGACGUAUGUAGCCUAAACGGCUCUACUGCACGUGCCGUUCGAAAUAUGGCUGUCCCAAGCCAGACAGCAGUAAUCAUGUAUACCAGUGGAUCAACUGGUGUCCCAAAGGGAAUUAUGAUUGCCCAUUCAGCAUAUGUUCAUCACGUCCAGUCAUCCAGCGUGGUCUGGAAACUUAAGCAGGGAAGCGAGACCAUCCUGCAUCAAUCAUCCUAUGCGUGGGAUGCGUCUUUGUGGCAGAUCAUGGUCUCUCUAUGCUCUGGCGCGACCAUUGUGAUUGCAUCUGAUCUGACACGAGGCGAUCCCGUUGCUCUCACAAGACUCAUCGCAUCGGAGAAUGUGACAUGCACCCUUGCGACGCCCACGGAAUAUCUCGCUUGGCUGCGUCAUGGUCGCUCCCACCUGACUAACUCUCGCUUGUCAACCGCGGUAUGCGGUGGUGAAUUCAUGUCAAGUGGCCUGAUCAAGGAGUUCAGAAACUUUCAUCGACCAGACCUCAGACUGAUCAAUGCUUAUGGGCCGGCGGAGAUCAGCGUUGCAUGCUCGGGCAGCGAAGUUCCGUACAAUCUGGAUUCGACAUCGACAUCUCUUUAUACUCUACCAAACUACUCCGUUUACAUUGUAGACGCAAACUUGAACCCUGUUCCCAUCGGAGUUCCUGGUGAAGUGGUCGUUGGUGGCGCAGGACUUGCCCAGGGCUAUCUUGACGGCAGCAAAACAACUGAACGGUUUACAAAUGAUCGGUACGCGAGCAAAUUUUUCCAGGAGAAGAACUGGACUACAAUCCACCGCACUGGGGACCGCGGAAAGCUCAAUCGCGAUGGUGGGCUUAUUCUCCUCGGGCGCAUGGACGGGGAUAACCAAAUCAAACUGAGGGGAAUGCGCAUCAAUAUUGAAGAAAUCGAGACGGCAAUCGUUAAUUCUUCAGCUGGGGCUAUCACACAAGCUGUGGUAUCUGUUCGUUCAGAUGCGACUGAUCAAUUCCUUGUUGCCUUUGCUAUAAUGGCGAACGCCCACGAAAAUGCCCUUCAAUUUCUCGCCCGCCUUUCCCACGAACUGCCAUUGCCGGCUCAUAUGAAACCCGCUGCUAUCAUUCCAGUCGAAAGCAUUCCCCAAAACACGUCAGGCAAAACUGAUCGCCUCGCAGUCAGCUCACUUCCUAUCCCGUUGAUUUCUUCCCAGCUGCCGGACGACAGGACUCUCACGGCAUUUGAACAGUCCCUGCGCCACCUCUGGCAACAAGCACUGCCACAGGAACUUAGGAGCUUUCACUCCAUCGAUUCCCAAUCUGACUUUUUCCACGUUGGUGGAAGCUCCCUCGCCCUUGUCAACCUGCAGGCUCUGAUCAAGGAGAACUUUGGUGUGUCUACGGCAUUAUAUCAACUUUUUGAGGCCAGCAGUCUACGUGGAAUGGCGGCCAGGAUUCAAGAUAUAUCUGAUCCGGCACUUGAACGUGCGGUAAAUUGGGAUACAGAAGUUGAAGUCGCCUCCAACCUCGCUUCAUCCCCCAAUUAUCGUGGCACUCACAUUAUCGCCUCGGGGGUCAAGACAGUGGUCCUUACCGGGGCCACGGGUUUCCUUGGCAAAGAAAUACUUCGAGGACUCUUAGAAGAUGAAAAGGUCUCAUCCGUCCAUUGUCUUGCUGUCAGAAGACGGUCCUCGGGUUUACCUGAACUAUUUUCCCAUCCAAAAGUCCAUUUGCGUUAUGGUGAUCUCGGGGCUCCUCGACUAGGACUAUCUGAAUCUGAGACAAUAUCGAUAUUCUCCUGUGCAGACAUUGUGAUUCACAAUGGCGCAGACGUGUCGUUCAUGAAAACAUAUCAGACUCUCAAACUGAUCAAUGUGGCGUCUACGAAGGAACUCGUCAAACUUGCCCUGCCCCGGCGUAUUCCAUUCCAUUUCGUCUCGUCGGCCGGAGUUGCACGACUUGCUGCCCAAGAAAGCUUCGGGGAGGUGUCUGUAUCACCAUAUCCUCCUCCAUCUCGACCAACAGAUGGGUACAUCGCUGCAAAGUGGGUGAGCGAAGUCUAUCUCGAGCACGUCAACCGCCAAUUUGGUCUGCCCGUAUGGAUACACCGCCCAUCGAGCAUCACCGGUACCGAUGCGCCUGAACUUGAUCUCAUGGGUAAUGUCAUGCGGUUCACCAAAGAAAUUCAGAAAGUGCCAGAUUCGAGCUUAUGGUCGGGGGUUUUCGAUCUCAUUUCCGUCCAGUCUGCCGCAAGCCAAUUGCUCGAAGCCGUUCACCAAUCCGGUACCACCGAAGCUGGAGAGACUGUGACUUAUCUUUAUGAAUCCGGCGAGAUGAAGAUUGGACGUGAUGAGAUUAUGCCCUUGAUGGAAUCGGGCUCGGGCAAACAGUUUCAAAUCGUUUCGCUUGACGAGUGGGUGGAUGCUGCUGAACAAGCAGGAAUGAGUGUGUUGCUGGGAGAGUACUUGCGCAGGGCCUCCGAGGGGCAGGUGCUCCUUCCCAGGUUGAUUAAAAGUACUGGAUUUCCUGAGGAUGAAUGA